AUGGUUCCAGGAAACAAAACGUCUGUCACUGACUUCGUCCUACUUGGGCUAACGGACCAUACAAGACUUCAGAUAACCCUCUUUGUUUGUAUUUUAAUCAUCUAUUUAUUGAACUUGACCGGUAAUUUUCUGAUUAUGCUAAGCAUCAUUACUGACUCCGCUCUCCAUACUCCCAUGUACUACUUCCUGUGGAAUUUAGCCUUUAUUGACAUCUGCUACUCUUCUGUGGUGGUUCCUAAGAUGCUCUAUGAUUUGAUUUCAACAAGAAAGACGAUUAGUUUUUUUGGAUGCAUCUCACAAAUACACUUUUUCCAUUUCCUGGGAAGUUCUGAAGUCAUGCUUUUUUCAGCAAUGUCUUAUGACCGCUAUGUGGCCAUUCAGAACCCUUUGCGUUACUCAUCCAUCAUGAAUGUAAGGUUUUGUCUACAACUGACUCUUGGAUGUUUGAUGCUUGGAUAUUUCCAUUCUCUUUUGCAUACCCUAUUAAUAGUAAAGCUUCCAUUUUGUGGCCCAGAUGUGAUAAACCACUUCUUUUGUGACAUUAAACCCUUGUUGAAGUUGGCUUGUACAGAUACUUCUAUCAAUUUGCACCUCCUCAACGGCAUCACUGGAACCCUAACAAUGAUCACCCUCUUUCUCACCAUUCUUUCUUAUAUUUUGAUUAGCAGAUGCCUCAUGAAGAUAACAAAUACAGAAGGCAGAAAGCGUGCAUUUGCUAUUUGUAGUGCCCACCUCACUGCUGUUCUACUUUUAAAUGGAACAGCUAUAUUCACUUAUAUACGACCUUCAUCACAAAGUUCAUUAGACCAAGACCGAGCUGCUGCAGUUUUGUACACAGUGCUGCCCCCUGCCUUAAACCCAAUUAUAUAUUCCUUGCGAAACAAAGAGAUAAAAAAGGCUAUGGGGGCACUGACCAGGAAAUUGUUGUUCUCAUGA
This is a messenger RNA of Xenopus laevis (African clawed frog), 936 nucleotides long. RefSeq names its product olfactory receptor 12D2. Lineage: Eukaryota; Metazoa; Chordata; Amphibia; Anura; Pipidae. The record is from RefSeq and is a predicted model, not a curated record. The transcript has a single exon. Bases 1 to 936 code for a protein of 311 amino acids.